Messenger RNA from Chrysoperla carnea, 1125 nucleotides. Its product is annotated as lachesin-like. The transcript has 9 exons. Bases 16 to 1125 code for a protein of 369 amino acids. The record is from RefSeq and is a predicted model, not a curated record. Gene Ontology annotation, cellular component: neuron projection. Lineage: Eukaryota; Metazoa; Arthropoda; Insecta; Neuroptera; Chrysopidae.
ACUAUUUUUGUCGGAAUGUCCGUACUUAGAAUCUUUAAAAUAUUUUGGAUUGUAUUUUGCUUAAUACAUUUGUUGAACGGUCGUAAAGUACGCAAUUUAGAGUCGAACAGGAUAUCAACAGCAUUAGAAGAAUACAAUCGUGAGCUGACAUUUCCAAGGUUUGCGGAAAAUAUUCCAAACGUGACAGUGACAAUUGGUCGAGAUGCCUUACUCGCAUGCGUUGUCGAAAAUUUGCGAGGAUUCAAGGUAGCAUGGGUUCGUGUUGAUACACAAACAAUAUUGUCAAUUCAUCAUAGUGUUAUCACACAGAAUCCUAGAAUCACACUCACACACAACGAAAACCGUUCGUGGUAUUUACAUAUUAAAGAUGUUCAAGAGGAGGAUCGAGGAUGGUAUAUGUGUCAAAUUAAUACAGAUCCAAUGAGAAGUAAACAGGGAUAUUUACAAGUAGUAGUUCCUCCUAGUAUAAUAGACAAAGACACUAGUACAGAUAUGGUUGUCUUGGAAUCUUCAAAUGUCAGUUUAACAUGUAAAGCGUCUGGUUAUCCUGAGCCGUACGUAAUGUGGCGUCGGGAAGAUGGUGAAAAUAUACGUUACAACAGCGAAAAUGUAAAUGCAGUUGAUGGUGAAGUACUAUUUCUCAGCAAAGUGAGUCGUUUGCAUAUGGCUGUGUAUUUAUGUAUCGCAUCGAACGGAGUUCCACCCUCAAUAAGCAAGCGAAUUCGCCUUCGGGUGCAAUUUCCACCAAUGUUAUCCAUCCCAAAUCAACUAGAAGGUGCCUAUAUUGGACAAGAUGUAUCACUGGAAUGCCAUACUGAAGCAUUUCCCACGUCUAUAAAUUAUUGGACAACAGAUCGCGGUGAUAUGAUCAUAUCUGGUGAAAAAUACGAAUCAAUUUCAAUGGAUAGCGGCUAUACGAAGUAUAUGGUACUCAAGAUAAGAAACGUGAGCCCUAAUGAUUUUGGUUCAUAUAAAUGCGUUGCUAAGAACUCAUUGGGAGACACGGACGGUGUGAUUAAAUUAGAAGAAAUACCUGCUCCAACAUUCUUUACAACAACAGAAAUCCCGUCACUUGAACAAAAUAGCAGAGAUGGCAAUAAUCACAUUAGACAUAAAGGUAAAUAA